This is a messenger RNA of Exophiala mesophila, 3904 nucleotides long. RefSeq lists its product as uncharacterized. NCBI's taxonomy places the organism in Eukaryota, Fungi, Ascomycota, Eurotiomycetes, Chaetothyriales, Herpotrichiellaceae. Bases 960 to 3188 code for a protein of 742 amino acids. The transcript has 3 exons. The record is from RefSeq and is a predicted model, not a curated record.
GCCAUAUUCGUACCUCUUGCCUCGUCCGCCUCGUCCGCCUCUCCAUUCACGUUUCAGUCACAGGACACACGCGUUGAGAUUUUCAUGUCCCAGAACCUGUUUUCAACCUGAAGACUGCAACUGACACACUGCACACCACCAGAACCCCCCCCCGAAACUCUGCACCCUCUAGGCCUGACUCAUAAUACAUGAUCCAUUGCCCAGGGCUGUCCCUUGAGUAUUUCCACCACCACCAGCACCAUUACUACUACUCAUACCAUCAUCAUUACCAUCAUUGCUAUAAUCACCGCCACGACAAAAUUACCUCUUCAACUCCAAUCCACUGCUGUCAAUUGACGGCGGAUGUGAUAACCAUACUGUCCGAUUAGCGUCUGUGUGCCGUUGAAAUCGGGCUCCCAUUUUUAGGCUUUCUUUGGGCCUGGCAUAAUCCACAUGCAGGCUCUGGCCGUCCCUUCCUACCCCGCGGCUCCACCCUCAUCGGAUUCUUGCAACCGUCCACAAUCCACACACACGAACACACCACACACCGUCACAAGUCGCAGUCCAAGUCCCGACCACACACCCUGGUCAGUGGCAGACUAACCAACUGCGGACUACAACCUGAAAGUUGUUUUCCCAGGUGACUUCCACUACUUUGUAAAAGUCUCUCAGCAUCCUCACCGCAGUCACCACCUCCACCUCCACCACCCAAACAAAACACCCACACUUGCUCAACUCGUCCCAAUUCAGUUGCCCUCGACCAACCCCUGGCCCUUGAGGCCUCCAAGAGUCCAAGACUCAUUCCAUCCACACCCUCUGGCGCCUCUGGACCAGGCCACUUGUUAGUCUCGCAUCCCACGGUCGCCUUCAUCAUUGGCUCGGUUAGCAUCCCUUGAACUAACGAAACCUCAAGGCUAUCGCUUUCAGCCUGCCUCUGUGCAGGUUGAACGCGGUAAUUCCUUGACCAUAUCCAAUCUCUGAUGGGGUCAUCUUCUAGAAGCCACAGCCACCACACUCACAUUGACAUUACACACGUUCAAUCGCGCUCACCAACUCCCUCCUCUAACUCUCAAGACGACGAGCUCCUCGAGAACGACGGCGUCGACGUCAGUGCCGCCGAAAUAUCCCCCCAUUACUCCGUCGUCCCCUCCGCUCAAAGCCAGAGUGGCUCUUCCUCCGUGCCUGGUGGAUUUACCGUCGUCUACCCAAGCGAACUCGAGCCAGAAGGAGAUGGGGCAGACUCUGCCUCGAGGCUAGAUCACCGCGAACGACCUCAACAACGUGCCUCUCGCUCCAACUCGGCGCGACGCAGGACCAUCGCACGACCCCAAGCAAUCCGUGAUUCCGCUGCUCGAAGCCGAACGAGAGAAUUGCAGGAUAGGUCUCCCACCGAGAGCGGUGACUCGACUGAAGAGUUCCUCGACCGUCCUGGCCCAUAUCCACACAUGGGGUCACAAUCCCAAUACGCCCCUCCCGGCUAUCCUAAUUCAGAUCCUUCAACCUUUGCGUAUCCAAGAAUGCGACAAACCACCAUGGUUCCCGUCCCACCACAGCAGGUUGCUGUCCCAUACCAUAAUCAAUUCGCUCACGGCCAGGCCCUCGCCUAUCCCCCACAGCCGAGCUAUGCUGGUGCGUAUGGUCAUCAUGCUCCCUCUCAAGUCAGUUCGCCAUACACCUCGCCAUAUCAUGCCUCUUCCAUCGCCAACUAUGUCGCCCCGGGUGCCGGUUACUUCCCCCAACAAUAUCCUCCCCAAUACCCCGCCCCCUUCCCACAACCAUACAUGCAGUACGGUCAGCAAAUGCCGGCCCCAUUUCCCUACCCAGACUACCGUUAUCAACCUCGAAAUUCUUCUCCCGGCCCUGCUUCUGCCAAUACAUCUGCCGACAAGCUGGAGAAGCCCAAAGAACCCGACCCAGAGGAGAUCUUCAAGCGAUUUGCAGACAUGAUGAAGGAGGAAAGGGCUCAAAUGGAGCUCACCAAGGAGCAGCAGGCCGUUGAGAGGGCCAAGGAAGAACAGCGUAUACGUGAACAGGCCCUCCGACAGCAAGAAGAGCGAGCUCGCCAAGAACAACUCCGCGAGGAAGAGGCCAAGCGCAUCCGCGAGCAAGCGCUUCUCCAGGCGGCCGAGAAGGCACGCGCCGAUGCCGCUGCUGCCGCCGCUCGUGCAGAGGAAGCAAGGCGAAUUCGCGAAGAGGCCAUCCUGGCCGCCGAAGCCAAAGCUCGUGCAGAUGCCGCUGCCUUUCAAGAACGACUUGCGGCAGAAAACCGCAUUCGGGAAGAAGCACGACAAGACGCUAUCCGCGCAUAUGAAGAUCAGGUGCGCAAAGCGGCCGAACAGGCGGCGAGAGAACAACAGAUUCGGAAUGAGGCCGCUGCCGCAGCUCUCAAGGCCGCCGCAGACGAAGCAGCCGCACGUGCAGAGAAGGCUGCUGCUGAAAAGAAAAUCGCCGACGACGCUGCAGCCGCAGCCAAGCAGGCUGCGGAGAGCGAGGCAGCUGCUGCCGCCGCCGCCGCCCAAGAUGCGGCUAAAAAGGUUCAAGAAGAGGCCGAUGCCAAAGUCAAGGAGGCCGAGGCAGCGGCAGCCAAGGCCAAAGCAGAGGCAGAGGAGGCCGAGAAGAAAGCGGCGGCGGCGGCUCCUCCCGAGAAGAAGGCUCCUGUCCGCUUCAAGGACGCUAUCGGGCGAAACUACAAUUUCCCUUGGGAGCGUUGCUGCCGAUGGCGGGAUAUGGAAGGCCUCAUCAAUCAGGCUUUUGCACAUAUUGACGGCAUAGGAGAGCAAGUCUUGAACGGCCGCUAUGACUUGCUUGGCCCAGACAAAGAGAUCAUUAUGCCCAACUACUGGGACUCUACCAUUGAGCCCGACAUGCACAUUACCAUGAUGCUUUGGCCUGUGCCAGAACCCAAGAAAGAAGACGAGAUCAUCGUGACGGACGACUUUGGACCGGACACCCUCUUGAACCUGGACGAGGUUCUGAACCCACCCAAGAAGAAAGGUGAGUCGCACCCACGACUUGCGGUUGGACCGACGCAUUCUAACCACAGCGUGCACGUAGGCAAGAAGAAAAAGCCAGGCGGACUUGCGAGUUGGAUGCUGGGAGGGGCUCCAAGUCGGCCACCGCGGUCUUUAAAAGGUGAAAAAAGGCCUGAUGUAGCCGCUGGAUCCCAGCACAGUGCCGCCGAACAACAGGGCGCAUGCACCGUAAUGUGAAGGGUCACUCUGGCAUCAGUUUCGACAAGUCCAAGGGGUUGUGUUGGGUGGGUGGAUUCCAUCGUCGUGGAAAAUCUGGGCGGCUCAGUCGACUUUUGAUUACUGCGGAAUUUGACCACAAACCAACGAUUAUUACCACGGUCUAUCAUUCCGGACCGUGGCUUCACUACCAAGACUUUGCGAAGCUGAUGACCGAGUGGCUCUGGCAUUGGCUACUUCAGGAGGCAUGGCUUUUCCUCUCGACAUCUUCGAGAUCGGUUUUUCAUGCCUUGGGGGAAUUGACAGUGGAAGUCUCUUUUGUUUUCGUGUACUUUGGCGGCAUGAUUGAUGAGCCAGCGGAUUGAGCGACACUUGUCUGGGAUUUCGAACACAUUUGGGAGCGCGAGCAAUGGGGUGACGGGCAUACGAGAGGGGCUGCGUUUGAAUAGGUUUGAAUGGAAUCUUGAUGGCCUUGCAGCGGGCAUUGCAUUGGGACAAUGACAAGGGUUUUGGGGAUCUCUUACCGGCGUUUGAUCGAUUAAAUACCCAUGCGUCUGGGACGGCUGACAUUUGACUCAAAAGCCUGGACAGCUAGUCACCUGGUGGCCGUGAGGACGAGGGCCAUAGACCCAGACUAGUACAGAUAUCCAUAUUCGAAUCAUUUGGAGGAUCUGUUGCUUGUUCAUUUAUUCAAUCUGCUAAAGAAGAAAAUUGUUGAAUUCAAAAUUACAGAUGAA